This is a messenger RNA of Stylonychia lemnae, 564 nucleotides long. NCBI's taxonomy places the organism in Eukaryota, Ciliophora, Spirotrichea, Sporadotrichida, Oxytrichidae. The record is from the annotation of a GenBank genome assembly.
AUGGUUAAAUUGUUUGGCGUUAAAAGAAUUCCGUAGAAAACAGUAUUUAAUAUUGGCAGAUUUGGAUUCGUUAUUACUUUUAUGGUCUUAGGGUUCUUUAUUAUUACUAAUACAAUAGAUAAAUAAGAUGACCUAAAGUCAUACUUUAAUUUCUGGCAAGCAAUAUGGCCAAGUUCUUAGUACGAUCAAAUGAGCAGAAGUGAUGCGCUAAGAAUUUUCUAUCAAUAAUCAAUGUUUGAUACUUAAAGAUUCAUUACUGCUACUUUGUUAGUUGUGGCGGGAGGUCUCAUUCUAGCAGAGAAUUCAAUAGGAUCAAUCUUGGGUAUAAUUACUGUAUUAUACUAUUCCUUGAUCCACGUGAAUCCUUGGGUCAAGGAUGAUUAAUCAUCAUAAUAAUAAAGUUGGGUUCUCUUGAUAAAGCAUGCAGCUUUAAUUGGAGCAAUAAUGAUUGUUAUGACUAGAGGUAAAAUAUAAAAAGACGGAGAAAAGGUUGGAGUAAAGCUAUUUAAGUCGAAAGCUGAAAUAGCUAAUGAACAAUACAAAAGAAGACUCAAAUAAUAUUGA